Messenger RNA from Antrostomus carolinensis (chuck-will's-widow), 717 nucleotides. Its product is annotated as activated CDC42 kinase 1-like. The transcript has 3 exons. NCBI's taxonomy places the organism in Eukaryota, Metazoa, Chordata, Aves, Caprimulgiformes, Caprimulgidae. The record is from RefSeq and is a predicted model, not a curated record. Gene Ontology annotation, molecular function: protein serine/threonine/tyrosine kinase activity; protein binding. Bases 1 to 717 code for a protein of 238 amino acids. Gene Ontology annotation, biological process: signal transduction; regulation of keratinocyte differentiation; negative regulation of epidermal growth factor receptor signaling pathway.
AUGGCCCUGCAGGUGGGCUCCCCUCAGCAACGUGCCGCCCUCUGCUCCUGCCUGUCCACCUCGCCAGGGAAGCCCAUGCCCACCACACAGAGCUUUGCCCUUGACCCCAAAUAUGCCACCCCUAAGGUCAUCCAAGCGCAGGGCAAGGACUGUUCCAAGGGGCCCUGCAUCCUGCCCAUCGUGAAGGAUGGGCAGAAGGUCAGCAGCACUCACUACUACCUGCUGCCUGAGCGCCCUGCCUACCUGGACAAGUACGAGAAGUUUUUCAAGGAGGCCAAAAGCCCCGAGGAGGUCCCAGCAUCCCGCCUGGUCACCACAGCCACCGUCCGUCCCAUGGUGCAGCAGCAGCUGCCACCAGAUUGCAAGGCCAACUUCUCCUCCAACAACAGUAACCCUGGGCCCAAGUGCCUGGUGAAAGCCUCCUGCAGCCUCCAGAAGAUUGUCUACGAUGGGCCGGAUGGCUGCCGCCCCGCUGAUAAGAUCCGGCUGGUGCAGGACAUGGUGCAUGGUGUGACCACUGAGGAGUGCCAGGCGGCCCUGCAGAACCAUGGCUGGAGCAUCCAACGGGCCAUCCAGUACCUGAAGGUGGAGCAGCUCUUCUGCCUGGGGUUGAAGUCCCGUGUCGAGUGCCAACGGGUGCUGGAGAUGUUCGACUGGAACCUGGCCCAGGCCAGCUCCCACCUCCUCGAUCCCUACAGUGCUGCCCGCCAGAAGUAG